CGCACUAGGCCAGGCCAGGCCAGUAGUGGCCAGUGGCACCAUCUGGCGCUGACGCCAAGUGAAGUCCAAAUUCAACACGCAAGUCAAUAACGUUGAAAUUUUUUCCCUCAUUCUCCUCCUCUUUCCACUCCCCACUGUCACUGUCACUGUCACUCUCUCUCAAAGCCAAGGAUUGAUUGUUUUUAAGUUUUUGAGUGCUCCUCUUAUGGAAGAUCUGCCCCAUACCCACCAUCCCACCCACCUUCUAAAGUAAACCUUUCCGCCCUCUCUCACCCUUUCCCCCUGAUUUUUCCUUCUGGGUUUCUCGGCUACCAAACAAAACAAAAAUGGAUGAGGAGUACUGCUACUGGAAGAAGAGUGGCCAAAUCCCGGCGUUCGGAAACUGGGAACACGCCAACGAUCUGCCCAUCACCCAGUACUUCGAGUGCGCCAGGCAGGCCGGCUUGCAGCCCCGCCCCGCCCCCGCCCUCGCCGCCGAUCUCCACGCCAAGCCUUCCCUAAAGACAAGCAGCGGCGGCGGCGACAAGCAGAAGCAAGUGAGGAAGAAGGUGGUGGUGGUCGGGCCUGACUACGUGACGGCACCGCCAAGCAAGCAGCUUUUUGAGCACCGCCCGAAGCACAGCAGCCUCCAGGGUCAAAAUCGCCGGCAGCGUCAGGUCACCGCCACCGCCACUCUGGUUAAACCCGUCGACGAAGAUCUUUACAAAAUUCCGCCGGAGCUCCUCCGCGCUUCCAAGCGGAAGAGGAGACUGGGGCUGUUUUCAAGGUGCUUGGUGCCAGCUUGUAUGGUGUGAAGUAAACGCCAUGGGCUCAUCUUGACAAGAAGAUGGCAUGUGAUCGAAUUAGGAGGAACAGUAGUGUCAAGAUGAAUGAUGCAAAGGGGGAGGAGAAGAGAAGCCAUUAAUUAGAUGAAUUGAAAUUAAACUCUCUGUCUGUCUGUCUAGAAAGCUUCAAUCUUUGGCAAAUCUGUUGAGCAGAUAUAUCCAACAGGGAAGACAUUAGAAUUUACAAGGCUCUACUACCAUGUUCUUGUUUUUGUUUGUUGAUGGGGUUGUUGUGAUUUCCAUUGUUUUUGUUGUCCUUUUUGUUGUCGUAAAUAGAAAGAUAGGUCACAAUUUUUAUUAAGUUUCAA
Molecule: messenger RNA, 1132 nt
Organism: Diospyros lotus (date-plum)
Lineage: Eukaryota; Viridiplantae; Streptophyta; Magnoliopsida; Ericales; Ebenaceae
Exons: 4
Coding region: 327-794 (155 amino acids)
Source: RefSeq, a predicted model, not a curated record